AAACGGAAUCUUCGCGCAUGCGCAGUCGGGGACCCCGCCGCGUCCGUGAUGGAGGCCGCGAAGAUCGUAGCGGCCUUGAGCGGCACCAUCGACUCGAACCAGCGCGCGGCGGCCGAGGCUGAGCUCGACAAUGCCUGUAAGAUCAACGAGUUCGCUCCCAUGCUGCUACAGAUCGUCAUGUCGGAAGCCGUUGAUCUGUCCGUGCGGCAAGCAGGCGCCAUCUACCUGAAGAACAGCGUCAGCCAGUUCUGGGAGGAGCGCAAUGUGGCGGCGGCGGUGGCGGCGGGCGAGGUGGCACCGUUCUGCUUUCCCGAGGCCGACCGCGCCAAGAUCCGCGAGGUCAUCGUGGAGGCCAUCCUGCACGCGCCCGACAUUAUCCGGGUGCAGCUCACGACGUGCAUCAACCACAUGAUCAAGAACGACUACCCGAGCCGGUGGCCCGGCGUCAUUGACAAGAUGAGCCUCUAUCUGCAGGGCGAUGACAGCCGCUUCUGGCUGGGCAGCCUGCUCUGUCUGUACCAGCUCGUGAAGCUAUACGAGUACAAGAAGACGCAGGAGCGAAUGCCAAUGCUUGCUUCCAUGCAGCUCUUCAUGCCCGUGCUACAGCAGCGCUUUGUGCAGCUGCUGGCCGACUCGUCAGAGCAGUCCCUGCUCAUCCAGAAGCAGAUCCUGAAGAUCUUCUAUGCGCUCGUGCAGUACUCCCUUCCUCUGGAGCUGGUCAACCAACACACGCUCACGCAGUGGAUGGAGAUCUUCCGAGCGGUCGUGGACCGUGAUGUUCCCCCGGAGGCGCAUAACAUCGACGAGGAUGAGCGGCCAGAGCUCGCCUGCUGGAAGUGUAAAAAGUGGGCCAUGCACAUCCUUGCCCGACUCUUUGAAAGGUACGGCAGUCCGGGCACAGUGUCCAAGGAGUACGGAGAGUUUGCAGAGUUCUUCCUGAAGGCAUACGCUGUCGGCAUCCUGCAGGUUCUGCUCAAGGUACUGGAGCAGUACGUGCAGAAGCGGUACGUGCCGCCGCGCGUGCUGCAGCAGACGCUCAACUUCCUCAAGCAGGCCGUGGCCCACGCCCUCACGUGGAGAACGCUCAAGGCCCACAUGCAGACGGUGGUGCAAGAGGUGAUCUUUCCGCUCAUGUGCUACACGGACGAAGACGACGAGCUUUGGAAUGACGAUCCUUACGAGUACAUCCGCUUGAAGUUUGACGUCUUUGAGGAUUUCAUUUCUCCGACCACCGCGGCACAGACUCUGCUGUACUCUGCCGCUAGCAAGCGGAAGGGGGUGCUCGAGAAGACCAUGGGCUUCUGCCACCAGCUCCUGACGAACCCCGCGAGUGACCCGCGCAGGAAGGACGGUGCGCUGCACAUCAUUGGCUCACUCGCCGAGGUCCUGCUCAAGAAGAAGCAGUACAAGGGGCAGCUGGAGAUGAUGCUGCAGAGUUUUGUCUUCCCGCUGUUCAGCUGCGAGCUGGGAUACAUGAGGGCUAGGGCGUGCUGGGUGCUGCACUCGUUCAGCGACGUGCGCUUCACCAGCGAGCUGAAUCUGCGCAAUGCCCUGGAGCUCACGCGCAAGUGCCUCAUCGAGGACAACGAGCUGCCCGUCAAGGUGGAGGCCGCCAUCGCCCUGCAGGUGCUCGUCUGCAGCCAGGACAAAGCCAAGGACUACUUGAAGGCGUUCAUCGGGCCGGUGAUGCAGGCCCUGCUGUACAUCAUUCGCGAGACAGAGAACGACGACCUGACCAACGUGGUGCAAAAGAUGAUCUGCGAGUACAGCGAGGAGGUGACGCCCAUCGCCGUGGAGAUGACGCAACACCUGGCGAUGACGUUCACCAAGCUCAUCUCGAACAACAACAACGACGACGGCAAUGAGGAGAAGGCCAUCACGGCCAUGGGCAUCCUCAACACCAUCGACACCAUCCUCACCGUGAUGGAGGACCACAAGGAGAUCACGCAGCAGUUGGAGGGAAUCUGCCUGCAUGUGAUUGGAUCAGUCAUGCAGCAGCACAUCAGUGAGUUCUACGAGGAGGUGCUGUCGCUGGCGUACAGCCUCACGUGCCAGGUGGUGUCGCCCCAGAUGUGGCAGCUGCUGCCCAUGCUGUUCGAAGUCUUUCAACAAGACGGGGAUGACUGCUUCACAGAGAUGAUGCCCGUGCUGCACAACUAUGUGACGGUGGACACGGACACUCUGCUCGCCAACCCCAAGUACUUGGAGGUCAUGUACAGCAUGUGCAAGAAGAUCCUGACGAGCGACGCCGGGGAGGACGCCGAAUGCCACGCCGCGAAGCUCCUCGAGGUCAUCCUCCUGCAGUGCCACGGUCGUGGCAUCGAGCAGUGCAUGCCUCUGUUUGUGGAGGCGGCACUCGAGAGGCUGACGCGGGAAGUGAAAACGAGCGAGCUACGCACCAUGUGCCUCCAGGUGGUGAUUGCUGCCCUCUACUGCAGCCCCACGCUGCUGCUCAGCACCCUAGACAACAUGCACUUCCCGGCCAGCAGCCUGCCCGUCACGGCGCACUUCCUCAACCAGUGGCUCAACGACACCGACUGCUUCCUGGGGCUGCACGACCGCAAGUUGAGCGUGCUGGGGCUGUGCUCGCUGCUGCAGCUGGAGCGGCGGCCAGAGAUGGUGAUGGCGGCCGCCCCGCGGCUGCUGCCGUCGCUGCUCAUGCUCUUCCAGGGUCUGAAGCGCGCGUACGCCUCGCGUGCCGAGGAUGAGGACAGCGACGACGACGACGAUGAUGACGACAAUGAUGAGGAAGAUGACAACGUGGAGCUGGGCAGCGACGAGGAUGACGUGGACGAGUCGGGCCAGCGCUUCCUGGACACGCUGACCAAGAAGGCGAGCGGUGACGACGUGGCCUGCGAGGACGACGACGACGACGACGACGAAUGGGACGACGACGGCACGGAGGAGACGGCGCUCGAGGGCUUCUCGACGCCGCUGGACGAGGAGACCUGCGAGGUGGACGAGUAUCAGGUGUUCAAGGUCACCCUGCAGAGCAUCGAGAGCCAAGACCCAGCCUGGUACCAGGCCCUGACCACUGGGCUCACGGAUGAGCAGCGAAAAGCCAUCCUGGACGUGCUAACGACAGCCAACCAGCGCCAGGCUGCUGCAGAGUCGAAGAAGAUAGAAAAGGCUGGUGGGUACAAGUUUGAUAAUCUGAACGUGCCUACUACCUUUAACUUUGGGGGGCCCGGCGCUGCUCCCAACUGAAUUUGUUUGGAUUCGUAACUUUAAAUAAUACAAACAACCCCCCCCCCCCGACCCCCAACAAACUGACAAUUUUGAACGUGGAAGUUGAAAAGAAGCCUCAACACUCGCCCUAUGGUCCAUUCGCAACAACCGGAUUUUCGACACUCACAUUGCAUACCGCAUGAAGGAAGAAUUUAAAGGACAAUAGUUGUGGCAGGAAAAAAAGGUAAAUUCAUAUUUAACUCUUCACUUGGCGUUCAUUCAGCUGUGAGUGCUUAGAGGAAGCCAGGACAUGUGAAAAGGGAUUUUUCUUGAAAUAAGACUGUGAUUGUUCAUGUUGCCAAGGACUUGUUGAUUGUGUAAAGUUGUCACGAACCCAUCCCUGCUCCGGAGAUAGGGCUUGUAUCAGAGCUGGAUAUCGAUAUUUACGGUAUGGUUUGUUUAGUUUACACAGAUGUCAGAGGCACGCACGUUGCAAAUGGGGGAUAUAGUGUGCUUUAGUUGCUUGUUAUGGGAAAACAGUUGCAUUAAAAUAGAAAAUGUUCAAAAUGAAAUGAACAGAAUUUCACCUUAAACUCUCCAUUUUUUGUUUGCUCCAUUUGUAACAAAAGGCCCAGGUUACAAUGACUGUUACAUCUGAAAGUGUUGAUUGUCCGCUGUGGUGAACUGUUAGAAUGAUGCAGAGAAAUGUUCUCUAUGGAGUUCCCGAUUUACAUGCUGCUUGCGUUUCACUCCCGAGCAUUCACUCAUUUUUCAGGGCUGGCCUGUGCGGCGGUCCUCUGUACUCGUACACAAUUUGUCGAGCCCAUUGCUGCUCGGAUGGGGAGUGCAUCCGCCGAGAGUCGCGCGAUUGCCCCUUCGCACCCGGCUUAAUCCUGUGGGUGUACCAACCGUAAUUAUACACGGCCCGCCUUCGCUGUGGAUGUUUAACCCUUUACCAUUGCGAUGACAUAAGUGUACGCCAUAAAUUUUUAUUUCCCAUUCUGGUCUGAUGACAUUAAUGUCAUCGGACCGGAAUUCGGAAGUAAAAGACCAUGCGGGGGGGGAGGGCAUGUGGCACAGUUUGGCGCCAACUUUCAGAGUGCGGUUGUGUCGCAACAGUUUUCUUCGGUGAGUACAAAGUCUUUAAAAACAGCGGCGCUACGCCUUUCUAAAUUAAAUUAUCGACUGAAUCGCUUGCGCGUUCCGAGAUUGAGCGGUGAAUGCGACCCACCCUGCAACUUGCAGACAUCUAGGAUCGGGAAAGGGUGAAGAUAUCCGUGACAUUCGAAACUGAGCAGCCCAUGUCCGCCAAGGUCGUGGUACAAAUUCAAAACAAUUAACUGUUGACUGCUCUGUCGUCGUUGCCGACGAAUUCCCUGGGAUAAAUUACCAGCAGGGCUUUGGAAUGAUCAGAGAUGAGAUGAUCGUGUAAGGUGCUUUUUGAGUUGUCGGUGUUCAAUCAGGCGCCCUAUAAAAGCAAAGCCUUAUCAUUGACCUCGCGCUGUGCCUCAACCCACAUUGGGGAAAAUACGUCUGGCGAUAGUCGUGUGACGUGCCACCGUCGAGAGAAACUGGGCACCGCUCUGCAAUAUGGGUACAGGCGUGUUGCGCACAGAGACGAGUCUCAAUCGGUUUUCCCACCGAGUCCAAAUUCACGAGGUGGCCUUCGGUGAAGGUUGAAGGGAGCUUUACGG
Molecule: messenger RNA, 4862 nt
Organism: Petromyzon marinus (sea lamprey)
Lineage: Eukaryota; Metazoa; Chordata; Hyperoartia; Petromyzontiformes; Petromyzontidae
Product: importin-7-like
Biological process (GO): protein import into nucleus
Cellular component (GO): cytosol; nuclear envelope
Molecular function (GO): small GTPase binding
Source: RefSeq, a predicted model, not a curated record